Molecule: messenger RNA, 4354 nt
Organism: Xenopus laevis (African clawed frog)
Lineage: Eukaryota; Metazoa; Chordata; Amphibia; Anura; Pipidae
Gene: sema4d.S
Product: semaphorin 4D S homeolog
Exons: 16
Coding region: 396-2957 (853 amino acids)
Biological process (GO): negative chemotaxis; negative regulation of transcription by RNA polymerase II; ossification involved in bone maturation
Cellular component (GO): membrane; plasma membrane
Molecular function (GO): semaphorin receptor binding; chemorepellent activity
Source: RefSeq, a predicted model, not a curated record
CUCUGCCCCCCCCCCUCACUGGCAGCCAAUGCGGCUCUGUGAUCAUUAGGAAAGCUGCAAGCGAGAGAGCACCGGGAGAGCUGCAGCAGCCGCACGAUUCUGUCGCAUGUGUGAGCCCGGGAGACUGCCGGACAGAGUUUACUGGGGCACAGAAAUGAGGUACAAUCCUGACUCAAGAAGACAAAAUUGAACAAGUAAAUGAGCAGAUGCUGAAGCCUUGAGCACAUUGCCCACCAGAGUUUCUUCACAUUUGCCCGAUAAUUUUGACUUCCCGGAGCUAAUGGCACUCACAUGCUAACAAAGUCUAAUCUCUCAACUGUCGCACAUCUGCCGGGGGAGCUGUCUCUUCAUUCACCAGAUGAGAAGCGGAGUUGCAAGUUUCCUUUCAGAGAACAAUGCUUUUUGGCAUGGCUUUUAAUGCUUUCUGUUUGGUCUUGUGUAUUGUACUUGGGGCUGCAGAAUUUGGACCAGCACCGAGGAUCACAUGGCACCUUAAAGAAAUCAAUUUGAUGCAUUUCCAUGUGUCGGGCAUUUCCAAUUAUUCCACUUUAUUGCUCAGUGAAGAAAAAGAUGUUCUUUAUGUUGGUGCCCGAGAAGCUAUCUUUGCUGUCAGUUCAGUGAAUGUUGCAGAGAAGCUCCACGAGGCUUACUGGAAAGUCAGUGACGAAAAAAAUUACGAGUGUGCCUGGAAAGGCAAGUCAAAGCAGACAGAGUGCCUCAACUACAUUAGAGUGAUCCAGCCUCUGAAUGACAAGACUCUGUAUGUCUGUGGAACCAAUGCCUUCCAGCCUACCUGCGACUAUCUGGACUUAACCGACUUUCGAUUGUUGGGUAAAAGUGAAGAUGGUAAAGGCAGAUGCCCCUUUGAUCCUGCACAAAGCUACACUUCAGUCAUGGUUGAUGGAGAACUUUAUUCUGGGACCUCCUUUAAUUUCCUGGGAAGCGAGCCUAUUAUAUUUCGACACUCCCCUCAAAGUCAAUUAAGAACAGAAUAUGCUGUGCCUUGGCUUAAUGAGCCAAGCUUUGUGUAUGCUGAUGUCAUCAGAGCUCCUGCAAGCAAUCCAGAAGGAGAUGAUGAUAAGGUGUAUUUUUUCUUCACUGAAGUGUCCGUUGAAUAUGAAUUUUUUAGUAAACUUCUAAUUCCCAGAGUGGCCCGAGUGUGCAAGGGGGACCAAGGGGGGCAAAGGACUUUGCAAAAGAAAUGGACUUCAUUCCUUAAAGCCAAGCUCCUAUGUCAUUCAGCAGAAAAUAAUUUGAUUUUUAAUGUUGUCAAUGAUGUAUUUAUCCGGAAACAUCCAGACUCAACAGAACCAACGAUCUAUGGUGUCUUCACCUCUCACUUAAACAAUGUUGGUUUAUCUGCUGUGUGCGCUUACAGUGUGUCUGCUGUGGAAGAGGUGUUUGCCAAAGGGAAAUAUAUGCACAGCGCCACUGUGGAGCAGUCUAACACUAAGUGGGUGCGCUAUAAUGGAGAGGUCCCUAAGCCUCGACCCGGAGCUUGCAUUAACAAUGAAGCCAGAGCAAUGAAUUACACAAGCUCCCUUAAUCUGCCGGACAUGACUCUUCAGUUUAUCAAGGAUCACCCCCUGAUGGACGACUUUGUGACCCCGGUCGGCAAUAAACCAAAGCUUGUGCUUCAAAAUGUCAUUUAUACCCAGAUCGUGGUGGACAGGGUAAAAGCGCUUGACGGCAUUAGCUACGACAUCAUGUUUCUCAGUACAGAUAAAGGCAUGCUGCACAAGGCUGUCAGUCAAGACACAGAAAUGCGAAUUAUUGAGGAAAUUGUGCUGUUCCCUCAUCAACAACCAGUGCAGACAUUGCUGCUUUCUAACAAGGAGGGAAAAAGGUUUAUCUACGCAGGCUCCAAUACUGGAGUGGUCCAGUCUCCUCUUGCUUUCUGUGAAAAGUUCACAUCCUGUAAAGACUGCAUUCUGACCAGGGAUCCAUAUUGUGCUUGGCACCCAGUGAAGCGUUCUUGUGUUGACAUUCUUCACGAGAGUAAUGCUGAUGGGAGCUUGAUGCAAAAGUUAAAUGGAGAUGCCACUCAGUGUCCAGAUUCUGCUGAAAUCCAGAAAAGUAUGAAGCACACUGUGAAGUCGGGAAGCACGGUGGAACUGGAGUGCACUCAGAAAUCAAAGCUAGCCUCUCUGGUGUGGCAAUUUAACAAAGAACCCCUGAAGACUGAAUUGCACAAACAUCAUCCCCUAGAACACGCCAUAAUCAUCUUCACCGUAACACAGAACGACGCUGGUAUUUACGAGUGUCUAUCCCAAGAGGAGGUGGGGAAUACAAAGGUUUCCCAAGUGCUGGUAAAACAUGUGGUAGAAGUAGAAAAGGUGCCCACUAUUUUGGAGAGUACCAGCCAUCCAUACACACAGUCUGCAGCUAAAUCUCAAACAACCACCGUGCUCAAUAAGGGUCUUGAAUUAUCUACACGUAAGAAAACAACUGCUCGGAUUCUAACAACUCCUGUUGUAGGUACAAGUGGGAGCACUAGGAUAAUAGACAGCACAAACUCAUUAACGGACAGUAAAGUUCCAGAGGUUCAGAUGGAGAAAGCGAUGUACUUAACAAAGCCCAGCGACUGUUCCCUUCUCAUCGUCCUGGUCCUUUUGUUUGGCUUAUUGUUUAUGAUUCUGUUGGCUUACAAUUGUUACAAGGGAUUCCUGCCUAAUUGGUGCUUACGCAUGCGCACUGUCCUGUUCUCUGGAAAGCAAAAAAACCCACCCGAUUAUCCAGACUGUGAGCAAGGGGUAAAGGAAAACUUGGUGGAGCCAAAGUGUAGCCCCAGUCAGUAUGAGGAUACUCAAAAGAUUCCACAGGACACAGGUUAUGAGACCGAAAUGGACUAUGGAAAUGGCACCAUCCCACAUGCAGUGAAAACGGAUGAGAACGAAAGCGUUCAACCAUUUGAUGUAAAAUGUGAUCUCAAAUAUGCCGAUUCUGACGGGGACUGAUCGUUUUAUUUAUUUUUUUUUGGUCAUUAUAAGGAAGACCAUUUAUAUGCUGUAGACCUGCUGAACUGCCUAUAAAAUGGGGCCAUGCAGUCAAGCUUCAAUCCAGUCUGUGAAAGAAAUUAUCUUUUUCAUUUUAAGUAUCCGAUAUUGAUCAGCAUUUUCCAUCGGUUUAAAAAUGUAGCAUAGGUUGCAGGCAGACAAGUUACUCCGGUUUAGUUUUUUUUUUUUUAAUAUCCGUGUUUUAGUCUGUUUUUGUUUUUAUGCUGCUGAUAAAUAAUGCAAAGGGCUGAUCCAGCGUUAACGCUAUUCCGCCACUUGCUGCGAAUUAUUUUAAAAUGAAUUCCAAAUUGGAAACAAAUUCUUAGUUUAUCAGAUUGGUAAUGAGCUUGUAGACCAAACCCUAAUAGGGUCUGAUCUUUUACUUUUAGUGCUUCACUGUGCGCUUUUAUCCAGCGGGCAACACUGCACUGUCUGGUAGAUAAAAGGGCCUAUAAGGUAUUAUACACAGGGCCGGAUUUACAAAGCGGGCGCCCCUAGGCCUGCGGACGUUCAUCUCCUCGUUUCCCUCCCUUUUAUUCGUACAAAUUAACAUCAUCGAGACCGGAGCAUCGAGAUUGGCCUGAUUAUACAGUACAGACUGUGACUGAUUCUUUUACUUGUGCUUGGGAGCAGGUCUGGCUACUUUCUGUUCAUUUCUCAGGGAAAGGCAAUUUCUUCGGCAACUUUUAAAUGUAUUAAUUAAAAAGAGGCCGUUCUAUGCCACUGAACCUUUUUCUUGAAAAAGACUGGAGUUGAAAGGACAGUGGCUUAUUAAAACCUUUUACGGUACGUUCUAUGUUGCACAGAAAUGUUCAAUGUUUAUUGAGAAUAGGCUUUAUGGGGAAAGCAUGGAUAUAUCCAAACUGUCACUAUGGAAUAUUUGCACAACGGGAUACGAUAAUAUGCUGAACACAUUCCCUGCAUUUCUCUCUAUCCAACCACUGAUUUAUGUACAUAGAGCCACAUGAAACAUGUUACGGGAAUGAUCACCUGAGCCAAGGCAACAAUACUAUCCCUGUGAAAAUAGACUUGAUCUAGUACGGACUUCAUUUCUACUUGUCUUACCACUGGAAGAAACCUGCAGGGACAGGAGCCGCAGAGUGCAAACAGCCUGUGAAAGUCUAGUUUAAAGGCGCACUUCACUGUAUUACAGACUCCUUAGCCCAUCAUAUAUUUAUGCAAGUGAUCACCUUAUUUGUUUUUAAGAAGAGGAAGAAGAAAAAAAAAAAACCCAACAAUGUAAUGUUAACUGCGGAUGCUGAAAAAAAUCGAAUUUUUAUUUUUCUAUUGUCAAUUCUGUAUAGAUGUAAAAAUCAAAUGUCUUAAUAAAAGUAUUAUUUUGUUGGUUUAUGAAACAA